UCUAUGCAAUAUAUAUCUUUUGUUAAAGAAAUUUUUGCUACAUAAAAUACGAUUUAAGAUUCUUUACGAGUUAUAAUUCGCAAUUUUGACAAAACAAUUUUUCGAUUUGGUUUACAAGACUUAUUAAAUUAUUCUACAAAAAUCCUCCUAUGUUUUCAAUAAGAAAAGGAGACAAAAAUUUCCAUGGUGGGGUGACGUGGAAUCUUAAAAAAAAAAAUCUAUAUAUAUGCAUGCCGAUGAAUUUGCAAUAAUCCCACAAUACAUAAGUCAAGAAACACAAAAACUUUCUUAUUACAAAAAAAAAAAAAAAAAUAAUAUUGAGUGAUGAUGGCCUGCAGUCUAAAUUAUUCAUUAAUGGUGAUAAUAUUUUUGCUGUAUUCUUCAUCUUCUCUUUUAUUCAUUUCUUCGGAAGCAAGAAAAGAUAGUGCUUCUGCUGCUGCUGCCAUUGAAAUCCAUUACCACACUCUUGAAAUCAGCUCUCUUUUGCCAGCCUCUGUCUGCACUCCUUCCACCAAUUUCAAAGGUUCCAACAAGAGACAAUCAACAUUGGAAGUUCUCCACCAGCAUGGCCCAUGCUCACGUGGCCCAAACAACCCCUCCGCCGCCACAUCACCGCCGCCGCUACUAAGCGAAAUCCUCUCCCACGACCAAAUCCGAGUUGACAAAAUCAACGCCCGAAUCAAACAAACCUCGUACACGAAAAACCAAAUCAAGGGCAAAAAGGUAAAUCUCCCCGUCCAAUCCGGCCGGUCACUCGGCUCGGGAAAUUACAUUGUUACCCUCGGCCUCGGCACACCCCAAAAAACCCUAUCCCUCAUAUUCGACACAGGCAGCGAUCUGACGUGGACUCAAUGCCAGCCGUGCGUCAAAUCUUGCUACCAACAGCAAGAUCCGAUUUUUAACCCUUCCGACUCAACUUCAUACUCCAAUGUAUCUUGCAACUCGCCUCAAUGCUCUCAGCUCUCUGCCGCCACCGGAAACAGCCCCGGCUGCACCAAUGCCGCCACAUGCGUGUACGGCAUUCAAUACGGUGACCAAUCCUUCUCCGUCGGAUUCUUCAGCAAAGACAAACUAACCAUAGCACCGAACGAGGUUUUCCAAGAUUUCCUAUUCGGAUGCGGCCAAAACAACCAGGGGCUUUUCGGUAAUACCGCAGGACUAUUAGGACUCGGAAGGGAUAAACUAUCGAUUAUUUCACAAACGGCACAAAAGUACGGCAAAUACUUCUCGUACUGCCUCCCCUCAACUUCGAGCUCCACCGGCCACUUGACACUCGGCAAAACCGGAAAUUCAAGAAACGUCAAAUUCACCCCUUUCGUCACUAACCAACAAGGGAGUUCGUUUUACUUCAUCAAUAUUGUAUCGAUCAGCGUGGGAGGGCGCCAGCUGGCGAUCAGCGGAUCGGUUUUCAAGGCGGGUGGGACCAUUAUAGACUCGGGGACGGUGAUUUCGCGGAUCCCACCUACCGCGUACAGCGCGCUGAGCGGUGCGUUCAAGAAGAUGAUGGCCAAGUACAAGCGAGCACCGGCUUAUUCGAUACUGGACACGUGCUACGAUCUGAGCGGCUACACGAGCGUGACUGUGCCGACCGUGUCUUUUACAUUCGGAGGCAAUGUGAGGGUCGACUUGGAUCCAUCGGGGAUAAUUGUGGCGGUCGGUGGGACCCGCGUGUGCCUGGCAUUUGCAGGGAAUAGCGACGAUGGUGACGUGGGCAUAUUCGGGAACAGUCAGCAGAAGACAUUGGAGGUGGUGUACGAUGUUGCUGGAGGGAAUCUUGGAUUUGGAUCUGCUGGAUGUAAAUAGAUAAACAGAUUAAUUAUGAGAAAUUAAAUAAUGUAUGGAUGUUUUAAAUUAAGUUAAAUCAGCAACAAAAUCCUAAACCAAAUACAAGACUGUUUCCAUUCAAAAUUCAAAUUAAUUCCUUUUA
Molecule: messenger RNA, 1927 nt
Organism: Erythranthe guttata (spotted monkey flower)
Lineage: Eukaryota; Viridiplantae; Streptophyta; Magnoliopsida; Lamiales; Phrymaceae
Product: aspartyl protease family protein At5g10770
Biological process (GO): proteolysis
Molecular function (GO): aspartic-type endopeptidase activity
Source: RefSeq, a predicted model, not a curated record